AUGCGACUCUACCAGAGGAAAAAGCAGGCUUUCUUGAACGAAGUCAAGGGUCAUUAUCAUUUCUUUACCGAAUACCACAAAAAGAUUCGAGAGAAGGAAAAGGAAUUGGCGAAAUUGGCCAAGAAGCAGGUUGAAGACAAAGUUGAAAGAGAGAGGAGGAGGAAGGAAAAAGCAGAAAAGGAUAGGAUAAGGGCGCUGAAGGAGCACGAUACUGAAGCAUACUUGAACUUGCUGAAAGAGCACAAAAAUGAAAAGAUUUUGAAUGUUCUAUCGGAAACCGACAAAUACCUUCGUACUCUUGGUCUUGCGGUCAGAGUUCAGAAGAAAAACACUGAAAAAAGACUGAAAAACAGCAAGUCGAUGGAUGUUAGUGAUGGUGAAGACGAUGACAACGAGUUCGAAAGAACCGAUAUCAAGAACACCAACGAGGUGGAUGUGAAGGCACUCAUGAAGAACAAGAACACUUAUUAUCACCUGGCUCACACUGAGAAAGAGGAAGUCAACUCGCAGCCGGACAUGCUCGUUGGCGGCUCUUUGCGACAGUAUCAGAUGCAGGGCCUGCAAUGGCUUGUUUCCUUGUACAAUAACAAGAUUUCUGGGGUACUGGCAGAUGAGAUGGGUUUAGGGAAGACCAUCCAGAUAGUUUCUUUGAUAGCAUACCUUAUGGAGGUGAAGGGUGUGAAUGGGCCUUUCCUGAUCGUCUCGCCGUUAUCUGUGAUUGAUAACUGGGUGAGGGAAUUCGACGCCUGGUCGCCGACCGUGAAGAAGAUCAUCUACUACGGCAGCAAGCCGUCAAGGAAAAAGAUGCAGCAAGAAUGUCACAAAGGGACUUUCAACGUGAUGUUGACGAGCUACGAGUUCGUGGUGAAAGACGCCUCCUUCAUGAGCAAGAUCAACUGGGUGUACAUUAUUGUGGAUGAAGGUCAUCGCAUGAAGAAUGGGAAAUCAAGGCUCACCACGACCUUAAGCACCAAGUUUCCUUCCAAGUAUCGCAUUUUGAUCACAGGAACGCCGCUGCAGAACAACCUGAAUGAGCUGUGGUCGUUGCUCAACUUCCUUCUCCCUGAUAUCUUCCGGCACGACUCUAACUUCGAAGAAUGGUUCAACUCUGGAGACAUCAUGGGGGCCACGGGGGACACGAAUGAAAUGGAUGAAGAGGAGCGUCUCCUGUUGAUAGAUCGAUUGCACCAGGUCCUCCGUCCUUUCCUCCUCCGAAGGUUGAAAAGUGAAGUUGAAGGAGAGCUGAAGCCAAAGGUGGAGAAGGUGAUCAAGUGCAAUAUGUCUGCGUGCCAGUGGCGCCUGUACAGUGGGAUAAGAGAAAACGGCAUCGUUGCGCUUCAGCCCUCAGACGGGACCCAGCCGACAAAGAAGAAGACGGCAACCAAUAUCAUGAUGGAGCUUCGAAAAGCUUGCAAUCAUCCUUAUCUCUUCUGUGAGAUUUCUUCUCCCCUGACCUUUCUUUCUCGUUCCACAGAGUUGGUUCGUUCGUCCGGAAAAUUCGAGCUCCUUUACCGCAUGCUUCCGAAGUUGAGGAGCACGGGGCAUCGAGUCCUCGUCUUCUGCCAGAUGACCAGGCUAAUGGACAUCCUGGGAGACUUUCUCAAGGCGUGCGGCCACAGGUACCUCCGCUUGGAUGGGAGCACAGACUCGCAACGAAGAGGAGAGCUGAUUGAGAUCUUUAACUCUCCUGAGUCCCCCUACGCGAUCUUCAUCCUCAGUACCAGGGCCGGAGGCCUAGGUCUCAAUCUGCCAGCUGCCGAUACCGUGAUCAUCUUCGAUAGCGACUGGAACCCGCAGAUGGACAUGCAGGCACAAGAUCGUGCGCACCGCAUCGGGCAGACGAGAGAGGUUCGCGUGCUCCGGUUGACCUGCGCCAACACAUUGGAGGAAGACAUUCUUGAGAAGGCUACUUACAAGAAGGAGCUAGGAGGAGCAGCAAUAGACGGAGGAAUGUUCAACGAAAAGGCUACUGUAGAGGAUCGUCACGAAUUUCUCCGGAAGAUCUUCAGUAGGGCAACGAACACAACUAAGGCCGACGUACUGUCCAAGGAGGCGAUGAAUCAAGAGCUUGCAAGGGAUGAGAUGGAGUUCAGGAUGUUCCAGGAGCAUGACCAUGAGCUACAGAGUCGCUCGAGUCAGCCGGACCUGAUGACGGAAGAUGAAGUGCCGUCGUGGCUCAAAUAUGAAGAGGACGAUAAGACUUCUGCGAGCAGGAAGAAGGAGCUGGAGAGGGCCGAGAAAGCUUCACGCAAGAGCAGGAUGCGGAAGACUGCGAGCUACAAGGAGGAGGACAUCUCUCACAGCAGCGACGUGGACUCUUCGGACGAGGACACCAUCGCCGUUGUAAAGGAACGAGGACGAGGACGUUCCAAGAGAAAGAAUCAAGAGCUGGACAGCGACAACUCUGAUGAUGAAUCCAACCUCGGGGAAGAAGAGAAG
This is a messenger RNA of Guillardia theta CCMP2712, 2439 nucleotides long. RefSeq lists its product as hypothetical. The annotation marks the transcript as partial. Lineage: Eukaryota; Cryptophyceae; Pyrenomonadales; Geminigeraceae. Gene Ontology annotation, biological process: positive regulation of transcription by RNA polymerase II. Gene Ontology annotation, molecular function: ATP binding; DNA binding; ATP-dependent chromatin remodeler activity. The record is from RefSeq and is a predicted model, not a curated record. The transcript has 7 exons. Gene Ontology annotation, cellular component: nucleus.